GAGCGUCUCUCUCUGCCGAAGCUCAAUCGUCAGUGGACUCCGUACUCAAGCAUCUCAAGGGACAUUCUCGCCGACUGCAGACGGCACUUUCCGCUCAUGGCGACGAACUGAGGCUGCUGGAGCGACUGUACUACAAGGGCAAGAACCAGCACAGGUCCGCCAUAUUUUGGCAACGCGCCGUCGAGAUGCGAAGGUUUGGUCGCAGGCUCGCGGACAUGAUGCUGGCAGAGAUGGUCGAGGCUUUCCGAGGCUCCUUCUGGGGGAACGCGUUACUAGAAAAUCCCAAGGUCAUGAAAGGAGCGUGGACGCAUGUACCGAUUGCUGGUUUCGCUUCUCGUGUACAUGAACGGCUGUCGGCUGCUUGUCAAUUGCUGGAAGAGACACGCCUGCGUCUCUCGUCGGCAUACAGCUGUUUCACGUCAGCGAUGAAGACCGCAUACUUCCUGCAGCUGGUUCUCACUCUCACAGCCAUUGCCGCCCGGUUGAACGCCCUGCUACUCGAGAUUCACCCGAUGUUCGAAGAAUGUAUCGAGACAAUACACACAUUGAUCCAUGUGCUAGAUCCGUCCACUCUUCCCAGGAUUACUGCUACCACAAGCCAGCCGAAACUGGACGCUUCAUCGACACCUCCUUUCGUGGACACCCCGGGGGGUGAUGAUGACGUGGAAGACCUGGACAGUGCAGUCACCACGAAUCCACAACGCAACCCCUCGGGUUCUCUAGUUGGGGGACUCGCUCCUCGCGAACAUGUGACUCGUCAUUUUACGAAUCUUGACCGCCCAGGUUACAGGCCCGGCGACACACCCAGCUCUUCGUCACGGUUUGGUUCAGAUUCCACCACGGCGCAGAUGCCAGCUCCGACUCGAGACGUUUCAGGUCGCCCAAAAUCAUCCACUUCCAGGACUGCCGCCGUCGCUCCUGUGAAGUCUUCUAUUGUCGUGGCCAAAAGGAAAACACAAACACAAGCCGACUCGCCGCUCCCAAAGCCGGCAAUGAAGAAAGUCAAAAAGGUCAAAGCGGACGAGAUAGACGACAUCUUCUCGGGCAUUUGAUGACUAUAAGUAGCCUCGCCCUGGCCGCCGACACUAAGUACACCCAAGCGUUCUGGGUCUUAGCCCAAGACUCGGUAUCACCGAGCAGGUAUAUACGGCGAGCGUAGUUGUUUUAACUACCUACUCUUGUCGACUUUUCGGACCCGUACGCUCAUGCGAAGUGUCGGACGAGUGUCAGAUGGUCGAUAUUAUGAAUAGACGUGAUGAUCGAAGGCACAAGGUCAGGGGAACGCAUGCACGCUUAUCAGAUCAGAACGUCAACAAUUACACUCGGCAUCCUCAUGAUCAUAUAUAGGGCGUGCAGAACGCCUCGCAUCGGCAUCCGAACACAUACCAAGUUAUCUCUACCCCGAAACCUACGGACAAUGUCGACCUUCACCAAGGACGCCUUCGUCAAGAGCGACCAGUACCACAACUCGUUCCUCAUCCCGAAGGACGAGAUCUUGGAGGCUGCAGUCGAGAACAGCGCCGCGAACGGCCUUCCAGACAUAGCCGUCUCCGCUGCGCAAGGAAAAUUCCUCUCGCUCCUCGCCAAGUCCAUCGGAGCCAAGCGCAUCCUCGAAGUCGGCACUCUGGGCGGUUACUCUACCAUCUGGCUCUCCCGCGCACUCCCCGCGGACGGGAAGCUUAUCACCUGCGAACUCUCCCCGAAGCACGCGGAGGUCGCCCGUGCCAACAUCGCCAACGCAGGUUUCGCCGACAAGGCCGAGGUGCUCGUCGGCCCCGCCGCCGACACCCUCAAGGGCCUGAACCCCCCGGAGCCGUUCGACCUCGCCUUCAUCGACGCCGACAAGCCCUCGAACGUCAUCUACUUCAAAGAAGCGGAGCGCCUCGUCAAGUCGGGCGGAGUGAUCAUUGUCGACAACGUCGUGCGUCAAGGUAAAGUGGCCGACACGACGGUCGAGCCCGACGCCAACUCGAAGGGGGUCCGCGCGCUCCUCGAGUAUCUCAAGACCAACACCGAGGUGGAUGCGACCACCAUCGCAACCGUCGGAGAGAAGGGUUUCGACGGCUUCCUGUACGCUGUCCGCAAGUAGAUGCACCGUACAACGAUACAGCGUACCGCAUCCAUGUGUAGCGUUUAUUUGCAGAGCGUCCCCGGAAUGUAGAUGUCUACC
Punctularia strigosozonata HHB-11173 SS5 is the source of this 2170-nucleotide messenger RNA. Its product is annotated as O-methyltransferase family 3 protein. Gene Ontology annotation, molecular function: S-adenosylmethionine-dependent methyltransferase activity; O-methyltransferase activity. The transcript has 10 exons. The record is from RefSeq and is a predicted model, not a curated record. The coding region runs from base 1418 to 2089 and encodes 223 amino acids. Lineage: Eukaryota; Fungi; Basidiomycota; Agaricomycetes; Corticiales; Punctulariaceae.